GGCGAGCCCGGGCGGACACAGCCGUGCAGCCCCGGGCCGGCGGCGGGCGGCGCGCAGCGGGCAGCGGCCAUGGCGGCGCGGUGCUGAGCACAGGGACUGCGCACGGCCCCGGAACAAGAACACUCAAGGUGUGAAGGAUAAUACUCAACUAGAAUCAGCACUUCGGAUGAAAUUGUGUUUCCCUGUGGCAUCUUGAACACUCGUUUUCUUUGGGUUUUGCAACAGACUUAUAACUUUGUGGCAUAGCAGCUAUGCAGCUUGAAAUCCAAGUAGCACUCAAUUUUAUUAUCUCGUAUUUGUACAAUAAGCUUCCCAGGCGGCGUGUCAACAUUUUUGGUGAAGAGCUUGAAAGACUUCUUAAGAAGAAGUAUGAAGGGCACUGGUAUCCAGAAAAGCCAUACAAAGGAUCAGGGUUUAGAUGUAUACAUAUAGGGGAGAAAGUGGACCCAGUCAUAGAACAAGCAUCCAAAGAAAGUGGCUUGGACAUUGAUGAUGUUCGUGGCAACUUGCCUCAGGAUCUUAGUGUUUGGAUUGACCCAUUUGAGGUUUCAUACCAAAUCGGUGAAAAGGGACCAGUGAAAGUGCUUUAUGUGGAUGAUAAUGAAAAUGGAUGUGAGUUGGAUAAGGAAAUCAAGAACAGCUUUAACCCAGAGGCCCAGGUGUUCAUGCCAAUUAGUGACCCAGCAUCAUCAGUUUCUAGCUCUCCUUCUCCUCCCUUUGGUCACUCUGCUGCUGUGAGCCCAACUUUCAUGCCCCGCUCCACUCAGCCUUUAACCUUCACCACUGCCACAUUUGCUGCCACCAAGUUUGGCUCGACCAAAAUGAAGAAUAGCGGCCGUAGCAACAAGGUUGCCCGCACUUCUCCCACCAACCUUGGCUUGAAUGUCAAUGACCUGUUGAAGCAGAAAGCCCUUUCCUCCUCCAUGCACUCUCUCUACGGGCUUGGCCUAGGCAGUCAGCAGCAACAACAGCAGAAGACUUCUGCCCUCUCUCCUAAUGCAAAGGAGUUCAUAUUCCCCAACAUGCAGGGUCAAGGUAGUACCAGUAGCAUAUUUCCUGGUGACAGCCCCCUUAACCUCAAUCCUCUCCAGUACAGCAAUGCCUUUGAUAUGUUUGCAGCCUAUGGAGGUCUAAAUGAGAAGUCUUUUGUGGAUGGCUUGAAUUUUAGCUUAAACAACAUGCAGUAUUCUAACCAGCAAUUCCAGCCUGUCAUGGCUAACUAAAAAUAAAACACAAGUGAAAUACAAGUAAAUUCUAUUGUACAAGUUGAAAUGCACGUACCCAAGGGUGUAUCUUUUUUCCACCUCUUGAGAUUUUUUUUUUUUUUUUUAAAGCUUGUAGUACGAAUACAUUCAAGCUUGGUUAGAUAAAUACAACAUGCAUCAUUUUUUUCAUUUGCCAACCAAGCACAAAGUUAUUUUAUACUGACUGUACAUUUAAAAUAUACUCUCAAAAUAUGGCCUCUUACAGUAUUUAAGAUAUAGCAAGGACAUGGCUGAUUUUUUUAUAUAUAUACAUAUAUAAAACAAAUUGGCACUAAUAAGUGGGUUUAUUGGUCUUUUUCUAAUUGUAUAAUUUAAUUUAGUACAAAGUUUGUAAAAUAUCAGAGUAUAUAUAUUGUUUCUACAACAUGGUAUUGCAUUUAUAUCUUUUUACUACAGUGAUCUGUGACAGCUGCAGCAGCUUCAUGUUGUAUUUUUUUUACUGAAAUUGUAAGAUAUCCAUCUUAAAGACAUCACUUCUAAAAAACAAACAAAAAAAUAAAUAAAAAAGUGUGUACAGAAUAUUCCUUAGUGGUGGAAUUAAAAUGUACGAAAUAUUUGCUUUUUUCAAAAAGAAACACAAAUUGUAUUUUCUGUUAAAAGUUUAAAGAUUUUUGCUAUAUAUUAUGGAAGAAAAUGUAAUCGUAAAUAUUAAUUUUGUACCUACAUUGUGCAAUACUUGAAAAAAGGUAUAAAAGUAUUUUGAGUCAGUGUCUUACAUGUUAAGAGGGACUGAAAUAGUUUAUAUUAAGUUUGUAUUAAAAUUCUUUAAAAUUAAA
Messenger RNA from Alligator mississippiensis (American alligator), 2041 nucleotides. RefSeq names its product transducer of ERBB2, 1 (gene TOB1). Gene Ontology annotation, cellular component: nucleus; cytoplasm. The transcript has 2 exons. Gene Ontology annotation, biological process: regulation of gene expression. The record is from RefSeq and is a predicted model, not a curated record. Gene Ontology annotation, molecular function: transcription corepressor activity. Lineage: Eukaryota; Metazoa; Chordata; Crocodylia; Alligatoridae. Bases 252 to 1223 code for a protein of 323 amino acids.